UCAAACACUGUAUUUUACAUUUCUUGCAAAUUAAAAACUAACAUCUCUGGCAACGGACCUCUAAAAAUUUCUAAUAAAACUCCUUGGAUGCUUGUGGGGCUGCAUUUGCAAACCGCUCCCCAUCAACCUACUCCCUAAAAAAGAGCUGCUUUUUGAGAGACAAGCGGCACCCUCUGAUGUUACUGGGCGGCAGUCGGCCUACAAUUUCCUUCACAAUGAGGCAAUCGGAGCGGCUUUUUCGGUGUGUUUGCUUGCGUUGAGGGGAGCGGGACCAUAGGCCCUAGAGGCCCCCAGGUGCUCUCUGAGACUGGGGGAAACCCUCUGCAGAGCGCAGGGGGCGCUAGGGUGCGAGGGGCGGGCACUGACGGGCACCAAUCACUGCGCAGUCCCACCCUAUAAAUAGGCUGAGUCGGGGCUUUUUUUUCCGCAUCCUGCUUGGUCAGGUUUAUACCAGUUUACUUGGUGUGCUGUAUUAGUCACCAUGUCCGAAACGGCGCCUCCCGCUCCCGCUGCUUCUGCUGCUCCUGAGAAACCUUCAGCUAGCAGGAAGGCAAAGAAACCUGCUAAGGUUGCGGUGGCCACUAAGAAAAAGCCUGCUGGCCCUUCCGUAUCAGAGCUGAUCGUGCAGGCUGCUUCCUCCUCCAAGGAGCGUGGUGGUGUGUCGUUGGCUGCUUUUAAAAAGGCGCUGGCGGCCGCAGGCUACGAUGUGGAGAAGAACAACAGCCGCAUUAAGCUGGGUAUUAAGAGCCUGGUAAGCAAGGGAACGUUGGUGCAGACGAAGGGCACCGGCGCCUCGGGUUCCUUCAAACUCAACAAGAAGGCAUCCUCCGUGGAAACCAAGCCUGGACCUUCAAGGGUGGCUGCAAAAACCAAGGCAACGGGUGCGUCUAAAAAGCCCAAAAAGGCCACGGGGGUUAGCAAAAAGAACGUCAAGACUCCAAAAAAUGCUAAAAAGUCGGCAACAAGGAAAUCCUCUAAGAGUCCCAAAAAACCCAAAGCUGUAAAACCCAAGAAAGUAGCUAAAAGCCCUGCUAAAACUAAGGCUAUAAAACCCAAGGCGGCCAAGGCUAAGGUGACGAAGCCAAAGACUGCCAAACCCAAGAAAGCGUCACCCAAGAAAAGGUAAAUUCGGUUGGAAACUUCUACUAACCCAACGGCUCUUUUAAGAGCCACCUACACACUUCGGGAAAAGAGCUGUAGUACACAGAUGAAAUUCCCCAAGCAAAUGCAAUACGCCCUCAUUUAUAUUAGAAUCACUUGGAGAGUCAAUAGGAACUUUAACAUAGGUUGAGUAGUAAAUUCUUGCCAGAUGAGGCUAUCAAAGAUAGCAAGGUGAAUUCAAAUGCACCGAGUUAAAGUCGAAUUUUAGAUCACCUGUUUUUUGCUUUUUUUUUUUUUUUUAAAGUAGCCCGAAUUCCCGCAUCUCAGGACCCCAAGCUAAUUAGUCAUAACUGUAACGAACCAAGGUUGAAGCCUAGUCCCAGGCUUGAGGCUUUUUUAUUAUGCAAGGUUAAAGUGCGGACAUU
Molecule: messenger RNA, 1526 nt
Organism: Cercocebus atys (sooty mangabey)
Lineage: Eukaryota; Metazoa; Chordata; Mammalia; Primates; Cercopithecidae
Gene: H1-1
Product: histone H1.1
Exons: 1
Coding region: 482-1126 (214 amino acids)
Biological process (GO): chromosome condensation; nucleosome assembly; negative regulation of DNA recombination
Cellular component (GO): nucleus; nucleosome
Molecular function (GO): double-stranded DNA binding; nucleosomal DNA binding; structural constituent of chromatin
Source: RefSeq, a predicted model, not a curated record